GGUGUGUGCUGUCCUGCUCCGGGGUUGAGCUCACUGACUGCUUCCUCAAAUCUGCAAAAUAAACACACCGGCUCUAUUUCAUUAACAGAACGAGACUCGGAAGCUAGCGAACAUCCGUAUUCUCUCUCGUGCUGUGAGCUAGCUAGCGGAAGAGUCAGUCUCAUCCGUAUAAAACAACGUCAAUUCUUAAACACGUUGCCGCCACACAGAUUUGGUCGACAUUCAGAAAGGAAGCAUAUUUGAUCCGUCAUCUAGCGGGAAGGAAACUGGGUUGAGCAGAGACUAAAAUGGAAAAGCACUCGGUUGGAGGAGGAGAUAGCCCUGCGCUGCCGGGAGUACCGAAUCGAAACAACCAGCCACGAACGCUGGCCAACUCUGGAUCGACACAGGCUAGCGUGGAGACAUUGGACAGUCCUACAGGUUCUCAUGUGGAGUGGUGUAAGCAGCUGAUAGCAGCCACCAUCUCCAGCCAGAUAUCAUCCAUAACCCCAGACACUGCAUCCAGAGACUUCAAGGUUGGGAGAAGGACAGAUCUCCCACGGGUGUCCAAGAGGCCUGUUCUCAGGGCUCUCAGAGACGGAACCAAGCAGGUCCAGAUGGACGAGGUUCCACUGGUUCCGGGAGAGACCAUCAAGGCUGUGGCCAAGGAUGUGAUGUACAUCUGUCCCUUCACUGGCUUGGUGACAGGAACCCUCACCAGCACUGACUAUAAACUAUACUUUAUCAGCUUGGAGAGGGAUACUCCCUUCAUCCUGGAUGUGAACCUGGGAGCGAUCAGUCGUCUCGAGACCAUCAGUGUCCAGAGUCAUGGAGAGAACACACAGGGCAUGGAGAUAGUCUGUAAGGACAUGCGUAGUCCCCGGUUUGCCUAUAAGAAGGAGGACGCCAGCCAACCAGAGAUAGUGGAGGUUCUAACAAAACACACCUUCCCCCUAUCAAAUGGCCUGCCCUUGUUUGCCUUCCUGUAUAAGGAGAAGUUUCUUGUGGACGGAUGGAAGGUGUACGAUCCCAUAUCUGAGUACAAGAGACAGGGUCUUCCCAACGAGAGUUGGGCCAUCAGUAAGAUGAACAGUAGUUAUGAGGUGUGUGACACCUACCCUGCCCUGCUGGUCAUCCCCACUAGCAUCAAGGACGACGACCUCAAACGAGUUGUGGCCUUCAGGGCCAGGCACCGCAUACCGGUAUUGUCAUGGAUCCACCCGGAGAGCCAGGCCACUAUAGUGCGUAGCAGUCAGCCUUUAGUUGGACCCUCUGACCGGCGCUGUAAGGAGGACGAAAGAUACCUCCAGACCAUCAUGGAUGCUAACGCACAGUCUCACAAACUCACCAUAUUUGACGCCCGACAGAGCAGCGUGGCAGACAACAACAAGGCUAAGGAUGGUGGUUAUGAGAGUGAGAGUUUCUAUCCCAACGUGGAACUCAACUUCCUGGAGAUCCCCAACAUCCACGUGAUGAGGGAGUCACUGAGGAAACUGAAAGAAGUGGUCUACCCUAGUACAGACGAGGCCCACUGGCACUCUGCAGUCGACCAGACACACUGGCUAGAGUACAUGCGGGUCCUCCUUGCGGGUGCAGUGCGUAUAGCUGACAAGCUGGAGUCUGGUAAAACCUCUGUGGUGGUCCACUGUAGUGAUGGGUGGGACCGGACAGCCCAGCUCACCUCUCUGGCCAUGCUGAUGCUUGACAGCCACUACCGCACCCUCAGGGGCUUCCAGGUACUGCUGGAGAAGGAGUGGAUCAGCUUCGGACACAAGUUCGCCGCGCGUGUGGGCCAUGGGGAUGAGAACCAUGCCAACUCGGAGAGAUCACCUCUCUUCAUCCAAUUUAUAGACUGUGUCUGGCAGAUGACCCGACAGUUCCCUGCAGCAUUUGAGUUCAAUGAGUUGUUCCUAAUCACCAUUCUGGACCACCUCUACAGCUGCCUCUUUGGUACGUUCCUCUACAACAGCGAACAGGAGAGAGUCGUCAAUGAAGUCCAGACCAAGACAGUCUCUUUAUGGUCCUACAUCAACAGUCAACCAGAGGACUUCACCAACCCGUUCUAUGUGGACUAUGAGCAUCACGUCCUGUACCCUCUGGCUAGUGUUCGACACCUGGAGCUGUGGACCGGGUAUUACGUGCGAUGGAACCCCCGUAUGAGGCCGCAGAUGCCAGUGCACCAGAACCUGAAGGAGUUGUUGUUCCUGAAAGCUGAGUUACAGAGGAAGGUUGAAGAGUUACAGAGAGAAGCAUCUUCAUCACACGGCUCUCUUUCCUCUUCAUCAGAACACACAUCAUCACCCUCACACAGCGGGGGAACGCCCCUACACACCACCGUCUGAAUACACACACACAUACCCCUACCAACACAUUUCUCUUUGUAUUCCUCUAUUUUUCCAAGUGUUUUUAUCAUAGAGACAAUAAGUACACACUUGUAACAAAGUUUUGUUCUUGGUUGUAUUCAAAUAAGAGAAAAGAUAUAGGGUAAUGUAAUUGUUGAAAGAAAUAUUACAGUAUUGAGAGAAAUGCACCAUAAUAUUUUGUUGAACGUUGAAAGUGUAAAUAUAAAUAGAUGUAACUAAUAUAUUUAUACCUACCAAAAGUAUACUCUUUAAGAAUGACAACAAUUUCUAAUUUAAUUGAAUUCAUGUUUCUAAACUAUCAAUAGCACUUCUCAACUGCCACAUUCCAGUAAGCAUGUAUUAUCAACUCAAUGGCAGCCUAUUCCCUAUAGGUCCCGGUCAAAAGUAGUGCACUAUGUCGGGAAUAGGGUGCCAUUUGGAGUGUAGACUGAAUAAAGAUCUCUAUCUCUCUGUACUAACUUAACCUGAUCCAGCUGUGCCAUAACUAUUCCUCUGUAAUAUAAUGUGCCCCCCCCCUCUUCCUGUCCGUCCAUUUAAUGUGCCCUGACUGGAGGUUUACCUUUUUGCGUAUGUUGUGUUCCUAUCAACACGUUCCAUUGAAAGUCUCUGUGCACAUGUUUUUUUUACGUCAUUUUUUUUCCUAUUCAAUGUGUGUUUCAUUUCUAUGCAAUGGUGAUAUCCAUAUGAUCUGUAUUAUAUCUUGUAUUCUUAUCUUUGCUAUUCCUUUGUGACUUUUGUUGUGCUGACUUUUCUUUCAUUGUGGUGACGCCAAAUCCUUAUUUUAGGUUACCAUUUGCACCGAGAUGCUCUCCUUGCCCUCUGCCGACGUUAAUCAAUGGUAAUGUGGUCUGAGCUCAUAUCCCCGUUGUGGCUUUGAAGACACACUGCAGCAAUACUGACAUCCUGUGAUACCCAUAUCCUUAUCCUUGAGGAUUAGAUCAAUAUCAUUUAAGUCUAACUAACCUUAAUGUCUUCGAUAUUGUGUAUGGUUCCUACUGUAUUAUGGUGGUUGUAGCUGUUUCCUGCGUCAUGUGAUGGUGAUAAACACUGUUUCCUGUG
Messenger RNA from Oncorhynchus gorbuscha (pink salmon), 3401 nucleotides. Its product is annotated as myotubularin-related protein 1-like. Gene Ontology annotation, molecular function: phosphatidylinositol-3,5-bisphosphate 3-phosphatase activity. Bases 288 to 2321 code for a protein of 677 amino acids. NCBI's taxonomy places the organism in Eukaryota, Metazoa, Chordata, Actinopteri, Salmoniformes, Salmonidae. The record is from RefSeq and is a predicted model, not a curated record. Gene Ontology annotation, biological process: dephosphorylation. The transcript is spliced from 18 exons.